This is a messenger RNA of Onychostoma macrolepis, 2032 nucleotides long. RefSeq names its product class I histocompatibility antigen, F10 alpha chain-like. Bases 89 to 1141 code for a protein of 350 amino acids. The transcript has 7 exons. Lineage: Eukaryota; Metazoa; Chordata; Actinopteri; Cypriniformes; Cyprinidae. The record is from RefSeq and is a predicted model, not a curated record. Gene Ontology annotation, biological process: immune response. Gene Ontology annotation, cellular component: external side of plasma membrane.
UUCGCCAGUUUAUAGACAGUCACUGAGGCGUCUAAAACAAGACAAGCUAAAUCCUGUAGAACAAUAUUUUUCAAAUCAAAAAGUAAACAUGCAGUCUGGACUAGCUCUUCUGCUCAUCGGGAUUCAACUCGUUUAUGCUGGGAAACAUUCCCUGCAGUACUUCUAUACAGCAACAUCAGGUUUACCAAAUUUUCCACAGUUCGUGUCGGUAGGGCUUGUAGAUGAACAGCCUUUCACAUACUAUGACAGCAACAUUCGCAGAGAGACUCCCAGGCAAGACUGGAUGGCUAAAUCUGAGGGAGAAGACUACUGGGAGCAACAGACUCAGACACUGACUGGGACUGAGCAGUCCUUCAAGAACAACAUCAAUGUUGCCAAAGAACGCUUCAAUCAGACUGGAGGUGUACAUAUAAAUCAAGUAAUGUAUGGCUGUUCUUGGGAUGAGGAGACCGGAGAUGUGGAUGGUUUUGAUGAGCAUGGAUAUGAUGGAGAGGACUUCUUUUCUCUUGAUUUGAAGAACCUGAGAUACAUUUCCACUGUGCCAGAGGCACAUAUCACUCUAGUAAAAGUGAACAAUAACAAAGCUCUUCUUGAACAAAAAAAACAAUACAGAACUCAGGAAUGCAUUGAGUGGCUAAAGAAGUACCUGCAGUAUGGAAAGAGCACUCUUGAGAGAAAAGUCUCUCCUGAGGUGUCUCUGCUGCAGAAGUCUCCCUCGUCUCCAGUCACGUGUCAUGCUACGGGUUUUUACCCCAAAGAAGUAACAAUCUCUUGGCAGAAAAACAAACAAGAUCAUGAUGAGGAUGUGGAUCUCGGUGAACUUGUUGUCAAUGAGGACGGGACCUUUCAGAAGACGAGCACCCUCAGUGUUAAACCUGAUGAUUGGAAGAUGAAUGUGUAUGAAUGUGUGGUGGAGCACAAGAGCAGAACCAUCAGGAGCAUCCUGACAGAGGACAAGAUCAAAACUAACUAUGCUCCUGUUCCCAUUGGCAUCAUUGUUGGUGUUGUUGCUGUUGUCCUCCUGCUGGUGAUCAUUGCUGUUGCUGGGUAUAAGGUCUAUCAGAAAAACAAAGGCUUCAACCCUGUCAAUGCAUCUGAUGAUGGUUCAAACAGCUCAGCUCAUUCAGAUCCAAAAGCAUAAAGAUCUAAGUGAUUAUUAUUGGAUUUGUUAUUGUAUUAUUACUAUUCAUUAGUGCAACUGUUUCAGUCAUGUGAAAUGAAUAAAAUGUUAUAUGUUUCAGACAUUUUAGGAGACUAGAUGCAAGAGAUGAAGUUAAAAAAAAAUGAUGCUAAUCCUGCUGUCCAUCUUGCUUACAACACAAACACACACUUUCACUUACACACACAGGAUAGAUUUCAGUGUUAGGAUUGAUAUAUAUUAUGGUUCUACAUUAAUUAUAUAUAAGAAAUAAAGAUUAUGUUACUUCACACUUUAUGUUGAUCUUUUGAUCUACUGCAAAACUUAAAAUAACUUUAAAUUUACUUUAAAAUGAUCUAGACUGGGCUAUUCCAUCAAUUAAAUUAAACAACCAAUAUGUAGGCUUCAUAUUUUAUUCCUUUUAUGGGAUUAUUGGGCUUUUUUUGUUUAUAUAAUUCCUUCUUUUUGCUUUACAUUAUUUAGAUCAUAAGCUGUACUAUAGAAUAAUAUUGAUUGUUGUAAUGUUUAAGAUACUGUAUUAUUAAACCUUUACAUGAACAUCUGUACAGUACAGUAAACUAGAUAUUUAGCUUUAUUUGAGGUUACUAAAUCUAAAUUGUUACAUUAAUGUUUUUUGUAUAUUGGUGGCCUUCAAAACAUUGUAAUGUUAUUUGGAUUCUUUAAAAAUAAAUAAACUUCACAAAAAGGAGCAAAUGGUGAAUAUCUUUCAGGAUACUCUUUCCAAAACAGCAAAAUCCAUAUUUCAUCAGAGUCUAUUGAAUUAGAUUUGUGCCAAAUAAAAUGAAUGUAAUUUUUCAAGAAACGUAUGAAAAUAUAAAUUGAAACUGAACAAAAUGUCUUUGAAACUAAAAAAUAAAUAAAUUACAGGCAAAA